Aaosphaeria arxii CBS 175.79 is the source of this 513-nucleotide messenger RNA. RefSeq lists its product as uncharacterized. Bases 203 to 472 code for a protein of 89 amino acids. The record is from RefSeq and is a predicted model, not a curated record. NCBI's taxonomy places the organism in Eukaryota, Fungi, Ascomycota, Dothideomycetes, Pleosporales. The transcript has a single exon.
UAGCACCGUAGCAUCAUAGCAGCCUCCCUUAAUACAGUUAAUGACACGAAUCCGGUACAAUUAACGGGUGUUUGAGACUCCCGUCGUCGGCAUUAAUCGUCCAGUUUGGGAUUAUUUUGGGCAUUGUUUUAUGUUGUGUCCCCAGGCUAAUAGGUCCCGAUCAGGAGGUUGGGCGCUUAAUGACCCACGUUAGGGAGUGAGCAUGAGGCUCUAUAGGCAAUUUCUUGGCUUCCUAUUCGCACCUGGAUAUGAAGCUGACGGGCAGCCUUAUCAUGCCUGGAAGAGGCGCGUCCGCAUAUUGUGUUUGGACAGAGGCCGGACAGAGGUCGGCGCUUGCGAGGGCAGGUGGAAAGUAGCCAAUGGCGAGCGCGGAUUUGCCAUAGGGAAAACGAGCACAAGACGGAGGACGUUGGGCAUGGGCCGAUCUAACAUGCGCAGACAAAGGGAGGGCUGGUCGGGUGUAAUGGAGUGAUGACAGCGCUCAGAUGGUCGACAAGAUGCAGGCGUCAAGCG